ACGCAACACAUCGACGUCGCUCCGAAAGUAUAACGGAUAUACGUUCAUUAAAUCACUCCGUGCAAAACCAGCGAUGAAUAUGCAGAAUCCUGUCUGAACGAUAGCUGCUAGCAGAGUAAAAAAGCUGCCUGUAUCUUCCCACACUGGUCCUGUUAGUGGAGGUCGAAGGUCAAGAAGGAUCACAAAUUGUCGGAAUACGCCCAAAGUUUUGCAAGAUUAUUGAGGGGUUUGUGUUGUACGCCCCCCUUAGAGCCAGGAAGACUCGGUGAAAAAAUCUCUCACCGUUCCUAGCUGACGGAAGUAGGUCCGUAAGCGGAAACAGCUACUCAUUGGUCGUCGGGUUGCUUGAAGCGUUUGAUUGGCUUGGGUUGUUUACGCUGGGCUCGGCAGCUGGUCCCUGCCGUAGCCAUUACUGGUAAGAAGCCAUCUACGAAGUGUGGUAAAGCUAGUCUAUUUUGAGUGUGGUGUAAAACGUUCCAGAAAAUAUGAUGUAAAAAUGAGUACGAAUUUUAUGGACGGACUCCUGGGGAACAAGUAUCCUGGUGAUCCUGUACCCCCACCGGCCACGCUGUCUAGCUAUGGACCGUCGCAACACCGCAUGUAUCCAUACGCAGCCUUGUCUCCUCAGUCGUCAGUAGCUGUUACAGGCAAUCUUUACUACACGUCAAAUUUAGAUCUGGCCAAGUCUUGUCGAUACUCGAGUAGUCAAGGAAAUGGCCUUGACAUGUGUGGUACGGGGUAUAGUUUCGGCUUGCCAAACUGCGGUCCCACCGCUACCCCUGGCAUGAUGGCACCCACCCAGUUCCUACCGCAUCCAGCCAGUCCCGACCUGGGUUCUCCGCUCUCGUCUUGUUCGCAACUGGCGAUCAGGGAAGCAGAUCCCAUACCGGACGUGCCCCGCUACCCAUGGAUGACAAUAGCCGGCUUAAGAAGUCAUGGCGACUUUGGCCUUUCCGUCCAUCUCCCGUUUGCAGGACCAAAUGGAUGUCCCCGUAGAAGAGGACGACAAACUUAUACCCGAUUCCAAACCUUGGAACUGGAAAAGGAAUUUCACUUCAAUCAUUAUCUGACACGGAGGAGAAGGAUAGAAAUCGCUCAUGCUCUCUGUCUAACGGAGCGGCAGAUCAAGAUAUGGUUUCAAAAUCGGAGAAUGAAGCUGAAGAAGGAGCUGAGAGCCGUCAAGGAAAUAAACGAACAAGCACGACUGGAGGCCAAACUGAAAGAGCAAGACGACGACAAACAGAGCAAGAAGUCUUCUCUGGAUCAACCGCAGGCACAAAACAAAGAACAAGCUAUAGAUAGUUCGGAUGCGGGAGCGGCCGACCGAGGGAGUAGUCCAGGUGCGGCCAUUGUAGUUAGUCGCUCUGUCAAUAGAAUGCCCAACGAAGAAACGUCUUCUUCGGGGAAGUCUCCAGAUUUUGUCAACGCUCAACAACCUUAGAUAUAAGUUGACGGUUUACCGACGACCAUCGAUUCGUAUUUGCUAAGCUAGCCAUUAAGGACUGGACUUUCGAUAUAAAUAUAAAUAUAUAUAUAUAUAAAAGGACGGUUGGAAUUUGUGCUGACUUUUGUUUGAAAAUCGUUUAUUUGGUUCUCCUCAACUGACCCCAAGAAUGGGUCUUUUAUAUUAUAAUACAGGGAAAUUGAUCAACCUACUUUCAUUUUUGAAAGUUUUUUGUUUUUUUUUAAUUUUACUUACGUCGAUAGCAGUAUUGUAAUUAAUCGCAGUUAUUUAGGAAAUUAUAUUUUUAAUUUAAAAGUCUUUUAAUUUUUAAAAUCAUUAAUUCCAUUUGUAACUCAAAUUAUGUUAUUCCAGUUUGGGGCUUCCCAUCUGUUAAUUAGGCGAUUGAAUCUAAAAUCGUCUCAUCCUCAUGUUUUGUACAAAUAUACAAAUGUGUGUUGUUCUGUAUAAUCCUUCGUUAUGUAAUUAAGAACUAGUAUAUAUAUUUUUCCCCUUUGAUUUUAAUAUUUUGGCUAUAUCUGAUGGUAACGAUAGCCUUUUGUUUGUUUUUUUUUCAAAGAAAAAUCAGGGUUUUUAAUAUGGCGUAUGCUUGUUUGCUGUUUACGCACAGGGUCUUUUUUUCUUAUUUUAAAAUUAGUUGUUUUUAAACUGUUUUUUCCUUUUAUAUUUUCGCUUUUCUUGUGAUAAAAUAAAUAAUUCUAAUUGUUAUGGUUAGAGAAGGUUUUGGAUUUAACUUUUAAUGGUCUGAAGGACUUGAAUAUUUUUGCUUUGUGUUUUGUUUCAUGUUUUUAAUAUGGGAAAACGGCAAUCAUCAUUCUCGUUAAUGAAAAUAUAUUUCGAAUUGCUUCGAAAUUAAAAUAAAGAUUAAUAAAGUAAUAAGGAUAAUAAUCAUGUUUUUGUUUUGUUUUGCAACAUAUUCUAUGAGUUUAAUAGAAAAUGUAUGCUUGUUGGUUAUUCUAUAAUGUUAAUAUUUGGAAAAUUGGCAAUAGGUCUUCCGAAAUCAUUGCCAAAUAUAGGCCUAAAUGGUGCCAUAUAGUAUGUUGAGCCAACAUGAUUCGAGUCAAUUGUGCCAUACCUGCAAGUAUUUCUUAACAUUACAACAAUCUUUGUUGCUUCUUACUAAAGAUAGGAUAUUAACUUCUGAUUAUAGAUCUAAUAGGGCAUUGUUUUAUUUGAUUUUUAUUCAAACUCAAAUGAAAUAUAAAAAAGAAACUUUGUUAUGUGCAAUAAAUCAUAUCAGUUUUCGAACAAUUUGCAUAUGAUUUACGUUGAAGUUGCCGUUUCCUCUCUAAACAAAGAAAAACUUAGUAUCCAUAUAAAGUGCACGUGUAUCUGUCUCUCUCUUAAUCUCUUAUUAUACAUGUAUGUGUACAUAUGCAUAUAUAGAUGUAUAUAUGGAUAUGUAUGCCUAACACGUAAAUACACGUACAAUAUAUAUUCCAUAGCGUGAAUGUUCAUCCUCGCCCUAAUCUAAUCCGAAAAAGAAUGUCUGGUGUCAUCGUCCGCUGUAGAUCGAGUUCAAUGUCAUAAAAUCGUAAGCAAAUAGACGUUUCUUAAAUAAAAAAAAAAAAUUACUACUGCAAACGGGGUAUUGUAUUUUGCCCAGACGUACAGUAGGCUAAAUGUAUCCAGAAUUCGUACUAUGAAAGCGUUUGAUGUGAUCUGACGUCACGGGCUCCAAACUGAUGUUAGGUCGAAGCAGUACAAGUUCCACUAUAAUUUAUUUCAUCUUUAAAUAUCUCAUUGAUCAACGUUGCGAUUAUUUCAGAUGAUGUGAUUUAUCUUCCAAUUUCAUUUUUUUCAUAAGCUUUGACUCGGUUAGAAGAUUUUUAAAAUUUGAGGAAUGUUUUUCUUCUAACUAAAAAUCAUAACUUUCCAAAUAUAGAGUUUGGUUGGGUAAGAUUUUGUUUAUGUUUAAAUUUCUUAGUUAUGGUAUGAAGGUUUUAAACCACGUAUAAAGCAUCAAAAUAUGAAAUUUUAUGCAAUAAAUUACAAUUUAAUCUAUUUAUAUAAGAGUGCAAUGGAAUGAAAGUUUUGACAUUUUAACCACGUUUUAGAGGAAAUGGUCCUUUUUAAUUUAUGUUCUCGGCUAUAGUAUUAAUGUAAAAUUGGUAACGUGACGUCAUAACACAGCACCCAAUCACGUCAGUUGUUGUAUGGUGACUGUAAAAAUUGAAAUAGUUAGGUGCUUUUACUCUUGCACGGUGACAUGUCUAAUUCACCAGUAAUCCCUCCUCUGCUCAAAACUCCUGUACAAUCUCUUACAGGUUAAAUACAUCUAAAAGUUCUCACGCUAAUUUCGUGUCUUUGUCGAUUAGAUAAUAGUGAUUUUGUCAAUCCGAGCGCCCCAUUGGUGGUGUAUGUUCAUGUACUAUACCUCUUUCGGUACUACUUGAGCCGAGCUGUAGCUUUUGGCUUUAAGUAGCCAGAUAUGUGACUAGAAGAUCACUCGAAUACCGAGACUUCGAAGUCAUAGUCAAAUACGUUAUAAUUAUACGUCAGAUUGCCGGAUAUACAUGAUGUGCUGAAUAAACAUGCUGUGAGAAUA
Messenger RNA from Centruroides sculpturatus (bark scorpion), 4010 nucleotides. RefSeq names its product homeobox protein abdominal-A homolog. Gene Ontology annotation, biological process: negative regulation of transcription by RNA polymerase II; anterior/posterior pattern specification. The coding region runs from base 497 to 1441 and encodes 314 amino acids. Gene Ontology annotation, cellular component: nucleus. The transcript has 3 exons. The record is from RefSeq and is a predicted model, not a curated record. NCBI's taxonomy places the organism in Eukaryota, Metazoa, Arthropoda, Arachnida, Scorpiones, Buthidae. Gene Ontology annotation, molecular function: DNA-binding transcription factor activity, RNA polymerase II-specific; RNA polymerase II cis-regulatory region sequence-specific DNA binding.